GCUGCCGCGGCGGGGCCGGCGGGACCGGGGCGGGCAGCAUGGGCCGCCUGCACUGCACGCAGGACCCCGUGCCCGAGGCCGUGGGCGGCGACAUGCAGCAGCUGAACCAGCUGGGCGCGCAGGCUGUAUGGAAUGUCCUGUGGCUCCUGGGCUGGAAGCCUGUGCAGCAUCUUAACUGUACUGAAUACUGUAGGCAGUGUAACACAAUGCAGUUCUCAGCCCUGACAGAAGUGCUUUUCCACUUCCUAACUGAGCCAAAAGAGGUAGAAAGGUUUCUGGCUCAGCUCUCUGAAUUUGCCACCACCAAUCAGAUCAGUCUCGGCCCCCUCAGAAGCAUUGUGAAAAGCCUCCUCCUGGUUCCAAAUGGUGCACUGAAGAAGAGUCUUACAGCUGAGCAGGUCCAGGCUGACUUUAUAACUCUGGGUCUUAGUGAGGAAAAAGCCACGUACUUUUCUGAAAAGUGGAAACAGAAUGCCCCCACCCUUGCCCGAUGGGCCAUAGGUCAGACUCUGAUGAUUAACCAGCUCAUAGAUAUGGAGUGGAAAUUUGGAGUGACAUCUGGGAGCAGCGAAUUGGAGAAAGUGGGAAGUAUAUUUUUACAAUUAAAGUUGGUGGUUAAGAAAGGAAAUCAAACUGAAAAUUUGUACAUAGAAUUAACCUUGCCUCAGUUCUACAGCUUCCUGCACGAGAUGGAGCGAGUCAGAACCAGCAUGGAGUGUUUCAGCUGAUUUCUGUCCCCUGCAUCUCCCCCAGACCCUCUUCCCCACCCUCCUCCCUUCCCUGGGUGACUGCUCCUAGAGGCACCUCACUCACAGGCCUCCGGAGCCCAGGUACAAAGGGUUUCUGAAAAACAAUAGGAUUAAAUAUUUAAAGGGCCCUACACAAUUAGCCUAUAAACUCUUCAUUAAGUCAACCACUGCCACCUACCUGUCUUCUAGGACAUGUUUUAGAUAUUCUGACAGGCUAUUGCAUCCCAGAUUCAAGGAGAAAAUAAGUUGUCACCUCCCCAUCAAAGUUCCAGAGUAAACAAAUGGCGCCAUCACUCAAGAUAACCCGCUGAUCACCCUCCCCUCUAAAAAUCAAGAGCUUGUUUAUGGCUGAGGAUUAGGCGGUUGUAUGAAUGACAAGGAUUCGUGCCUGUGGUGCACUGCCAAUCAGUUUGUCAUGAGGCACCUGUGUGUAAAUACAUGCUUGGUUUUCUCUGAAAAGAACUGAGGCCAAACUCUGUCCCCACUUCUGGUUUUGCCCUGAUGUGUUGUAAUGAUGCGGGCCUUUUGAGGCGGUUUUAGUUUGUUUGGGUUCAAGCUGACCAGCUCUGUUGGUUAGAUGAUGAAUAAAGAAGAUUCUGAAGAAAAGGUCUG
Propithecus coquereli (Coquerel's sifaka) is the source of this 1361-nucleotide messenger RNA. It is a transcript of the gene COMMD7, whose product is annotated as COMM domain containing 7. Bases 39 to 728 code for a protein of 229 amino acids. Gene Ontology annotation, molecular function: NF-kappaB binding. Gene Ontology annotation, biological process: negative regulation of DNA-templated transcription; tumor necrosis factor-mediated signaling pathway. The record is from RefSeq and is a predicted model, not a curated record. Lineage: Eukaryota; Metazoa; Chordata; Mammalia; Primates; Indriidae. The transcript has 10 exons.